AUGAAGAGGUUUGGCUUGGGGCCAGGUAAGGCCCAGGUUUUGUGUGCGAGGAGGGGCUACGUUGAUGCGGUGAGGUUCGCAGACGUGAAGUACCGGGAGCAACCGGCUACGGUCGCGAAGACCGAGGACCGGUUUGCCACGCAAGAACGGGUCUUCGAGGAGAACUCGGCGCAUGUGGCACCGCCCGAGAGAGAGGCGUUGUGGCGGCUACUGGUGGAGUAUAGGGACGUAUGGGAACACCCGGACGUAUGGGAACACCCGGAAGCGGGAAGGGUGAAGUACGAGGCUAGCUUCGAGGUGCACGGCACCCCCCACAGGGCGAGGGUGCGGCACUAUGAGCCGGAGACUCAGGUAGCUAAACAGCUGGAACUCGGAGUCAUCAGGCCGUCGAAGAGUGAAUGGGCCGCGGCGCCCCACUUCGUCAAAAAGAAGACGGGCGAGUGGAGGUGUGUGAUCGACUAUCGACGGUUGAACGAGAAGAUGGUCUCGGACUCGUACCCGCUUCCGAGAAUAUUGCACCACCUCCGGAGGGCUGCUGGGCGCAACGUGUAUGUCACGUUGGACAUGAACGCGGGGUUUUGGAAUGUGCCAAUCGAGGCGGGGAGUAGGCACCUGACGGCGUUUAUCACUCCGAUUGGCCUAUUCGAGUUCAAUGUGAUCCCGUUAGGUGUGAAGAACUCGCCGGCCGAGUUCCAACGAGCGAUGGACUCGUGCUUCGCCCCGGUGUUGGGAGACGAUGUCUUCUGCUACAUAGACGAUAUCGUCACAUGUGGGGACAGUGUUGCGGAGGUCAUGCCCAAACUGCGGAAGCUUUUGGACCUGUGUCGGGAGACUGGAUUCUUCCUACGGUUAGACAAGA
This is a messenger RNA of Gregarina niphandrodes, 859 nucleotides long. Its product is annotated as RNA-directed DNA polymerase. Lineage: Eukaryota; Apicomplexa; Conoidasida; Eugregarinorida; Gregarinidae. The transcript has a single exon. The record is from RefSeq and is a predicted model, not a curated record. The annotation marks the transcript as partial.